CCCAUCUAAAAAAAUUGCAACAUGCAAAAUUUUGGCGCGCGUUUCAAUUUUUUGUUCACGCCUAUACUCUCCUCCUCUUGUUCACUCCAAAUUCCCAAAUCAAAAUUGCUGGAAAAUUAGGGAUUUCUAACCAAACCCAGAAAAAUAUCUUCAAGAGAACUCCGUCCAACCUAGAAAUUCUGUUCACAAAAUCUUACUCCAAACCCUAAAAAAAUUCAAUUUGCUUCCGAUGGGGAAGAAAGAUGCAGAGCUAACAUCGGCAAAGAAGGCGUAUAAAAGUGCGAAAGAGUUGGGGAAUCGGAAAGAAGAAGCAAGGUGGGCAAAUGUAAUCGGUGAUAUUCUAAAAAACAAAGGUGAAUAUUGCGAAGCCCUAAGAUGGAUAAGGAUUGAUUAUCAGAUUUCUUCUGAUUGUUUGCUUCUAAAAGAUCGUCUUCCCGCUUGUCAAUCCAUGGGUGAACUCCAUUUGCGCCUCGGUGAUUAUGUAAACGCCCUCCAUUUUCAGAAAGAACAUUUACAGCUUGCCAAGGAUGUAGAUGAUCUGGUUGAGCAGCAAAGAGCUACCACACAACUUGGACGUACAUACCAAGAAAUAUUCAACAAAACAGAGGAUCAUUCUGCUCUACAUAAGGCUAAAAAGUAUUUCAAAUCUGCUAUGACUCUUGCUGGAACUCUCAAGGAGAAUCCUCCGGAUUCCAAAUCUUCUUUUCUUAAGGAAUAUAUUGAUGCAUAUAAUAAUGUUGGAACUCUUGAAAUAGACCUCGAAAACUUGGAAGAGGCUGAAAAAAUUCUUACCAAAGGAUUGGAGAUAUGUGAUGAGGAGGAGGUGAGUGAAAAUGAUGAUGGGCGCACCAGAUUACAUCAUAACUUGGGAUAUGUCUAUAUGCAGCUAAGAAUGUGGAAAAAGGCUAAACAUCAUAUCAGGCAGGAUAUAAAGAUAUGUAAGAAUAUAGGUCAUCGCCAAGGGGAGGCUAAAGGAUAUAUUAAUCUUGGGGAAUUUCAUAGCAAGGAACAGAAGUUUAACGACACCUUGGAUAGCUACCAAAUAGCUUUUAAUCUGACAAAAUCUUUGGAAGAUGAAGAUGCUUUGUCCCGCCAAAUUGAGGAAAAUAUUCGAGUUGUGAAACAAUUUAUUAAAGUGACGGAGGAAAUAAAAACAGAAGAGCAGAAGUUCAAGAAGUUACGACGUAGCAUGACUAUGGCCAAAGGCACUUCGGAUGAAAGGAAGUGUUUGAGGCAGCUAAUGAAAUCUCUUGAUUAUCUGAUCGAGAAAACAAUUAUUGUUUCUGACUGGAAAAAACAUCGAGAUUUUGCAAAAAUGAAGAAGAAAAUUGCAACCGAACUAUGUGACAAAGAAAAGCUGGCUGAUGCAUAUUUGGUUGUUGGUGAGUCAUACCAAAAGGUUAGGGAAUUCCAGAAAGCUCGUAAAUGGUUUACCAAAAGUUGGGAGAUUUAUAAAGUGAUUGGUAAUCUGGAGGGCCAAGCAUUAGUAAAAAUCAGUAUGGGUGAUAUUUUGGAUUCUGAAGGUGAUUGGAAGGGUGCCUUAAGAGAAUUUGAAGAAGGUUACAGGAUUGCUGUUCAAUCAAAGAAAGUCCAUACUCAAAUAUCUGCCUUGGAGAACAUGCAUUACAGCCACAUGAUUAGAUUUGAUAACGUUGAUGAAGCUAGGAAAUUGAAGCUUGAGAUAGAGAACUUGCAGACUUUAAUGAACAGUGAGCAGGAACUACAUACAACCCUUGGGGAUAGUUGCUCUGAAACAGAAACUGAGGGAAAUGACAGUCUCUCUGAGAAUAGGUUUGCAGACUGUGGAUCUUCUCACAGUAGUGAAGUUCUUCCUGUGGGUAAACCUGUUUCGAGUGUUGAAGACAUUGAAGAUGAUGAAGUAUUGAGUUCACUUUCCCGUUGUAAAAAGUUACAGAAACUAGAAACAGACAGUCAAAAAAGGGUUAAAAGAUUGUCCAGGAGAACUGAAGCAUCUCCCCAAAACCUAUCCGAUUCUCUAGAAAUUCCAAUGCCAACUGUUGGCCGAAAACGUGCCCGUCUAGUCAUUUCUGAUGAUGAAGAGGAUGCACAAUGCUCAAACGGAAGGCCGGAUCCUAUUCCAUUAGAGUAUAAUGCUACAUCGAAUGAAUCGAAGAGUAGGAGCAAUCAUCUUGAUUCAGCCCGUGACCCGCAGGAUCUUGUACAGGAUGAUUGUAAACAUGACACCAGUUCUUGCAAUCUAGUUAAUCAUGAAGAAAGUUCAUGUUCAUAUAAAUCUAGCAAACCUGAAGAAGCUGCUCAAGGGAGUCUCAAACCUUUAGCUGACAAAAAGUAUGGCAUUAGAAUGAAAUUCGAAGAUGUCUCGGUGUGCUUUGAAGCACAGCCAAGUGUGUUUGCUGGUGAAUUUGAUAUUGAAGCCUUGAAGGUUCAAGCAGCCUGCUCCUACUACUUGCAGUUAUCUUCACAAAGGAAGUCCAGUGGCCUGCUGCCAAUCAUUGACAAUUUGAAAGUUGGGGAGCAGAUUCUGGCUACUAAUUACACAAUGGAAACUCUUUUGAUUGAAACUCAGGGAGGAGGUUCAAUAGAAGCUUCCCUUAAUGGAUGGGUGCAGAAGAGAUUGAUAAAAAUGUAUGUUGACUGUUGCCAGAUGUUAGGUGAGCCACCUAAUAUGAAGCUGCUUAUGAAGUUGUAUAAUUUAAAGAUUUCUGAGGAUGAAGUUAUAGUGUCUGAUUGUGAGCUUCAAGAUAUGUCAGUAGUUCCCCUACUGGAUGCUUUGAGUGCCCACCAAACUAUUUCCAUGUUGAAUCUUUCUCAUAAUAUGCUAGGGAAUGCAACAAUGGAGAGACUCAAACAAGCAUUGACAUUAUCAGGUCAGAAAUAUGGGGCUUUGGUGUUAGAUCUGCACUGCAAUUUGUUUGGGCCAACUGCUUUAUUUCAGAUUUGUGAGUGCCCUGUGCUCUUUAGUCGGUUAGAAGUUCUUAACAUCUCUGGAAACCGUCUGACAGAUGCCUGUGGAACUUACCUGUCCACCAUAUUGUGCAACUGCAAAGGUCUCUAUAGUCUGAAUAUUGAACGAUGCUCUAUCACAUCCAGAACAAUUCAAACAGUUGCAGAUGCAUUGGAUUAUGGUUCUAUACUGUCACAGCUUUCCGUGGGACAUAACAACCCUAUAUCUGGUAGCUCUUUAGCCAACCUAUUAGGGAAACUUGUAAAGCUUGAAAGGUUUUCGGAAUUGAGUCUGGACGGGAUAAAGCUUAAUAAGCAUGCACUUGACAGUGUGUGUCAACUUUCCAGAUCUUCAUGUCUAUCAGGUCUCAUGCUUGGUGCAACAAAUAUUGGUUCUGAUGGAGCAUUGAAGUUGUCUGAGUCUUUGUUCCAUGAGACCCAAGAGCUAGCAAAGUUGAACCUUUCAUAUUGUGGACUUAGACCGAAUUACUUUGAAAGACUAAAGCUAUUUCCUGCAGUCUUGAAUAUACUCGAGUUGAACCUUGCCGGAAAUCCCAUUACAUCAGAGGGUGGAAAUGCAUUAGCAUCAUUACUUGCGAAUCCCGAAUGCAGUGUAAAACUUUUGCUGCUCAACAAGUGCCACCUUGGUCUCAGUGGGGUUAUCCAUAUCAUCAAGUCACUCUCUGAGAACGAGUCACUCGAGGAACUCAAUCUCGCUGGCAAUGUUGAGCAAGAACAAUAUCAAUUAGGAAAUGAUAUAAUAGGCGAAAAGGAUCCAGAAGCAUUACACACUGAAAAUAAACUUGAAGAUCCUCCUGCAAACGAGCAACCAGGAGAAGACGCCUUCAAUCAGUUAAUAGUAGCUGAUAGUUACGAAACUGAUUCAAGAAUUAAGAAUUCUGAUAUACAACUUGCUGAUACCUGUAAUAGUCAAGAAAACCAAAGCAUUAAGGAACUAUCAGCUGCCAUCAGCAAUGCAAAAUGUUUGGAAUUACUCGACCUCAGCAACAACGGCUUCUCAGUUAAAGUAGCUGAUACGUUCUACACUGCCUGGUGUUCUUGUACAAGAGCAGGUGUACCUCGCAGGCAUGUUAAUGGUCAGUUACUUCACUUAUCUACACAGGAAAAGAUUUGUUGUGGAGUUAAACCUUGCUGUCGAAAGAACUAAUUCUGUAAACUGAAACUUGGUACUUUUCAAAUGUGCAUAACUGUAUACUGUAUUAUUUAUAAUGUCCUGCAUCUUGUAGGAUUAUUAUUUAGUUGAAGCUUUACAUAAUUAAGGAAUUAGGAGCUCUUUGCAAUACUGUAUAUAAGCUAUGAAGUGUGUACUUUGAAAUUCCUUCACAAUAGUAUUCAAAUUUCAGAACUAGUUCUAGAAGUUGGAAUGUUGGAUCGAUAAAUUUCACUGUCUUUCCUCAGGCUUCUUGUUUAUUA
Messenger RNA from Spinacia oleracea (spinach), 4359 nucleotides. Its product is annotated as protein TONSOKU. Gene Ontology annotation, biological process: epigenetic regulation of gene expression; response to DNA damage checkpoint signaling; meristem structural organization. The transcript is spliced from 20 exons. Gene Ontology annotation, molecular function: protein binding. Bases 230 to 4093 code for a protein of 1287 amino acids. NCBI's taxonomy places the organism in Eukaryota, Viridiplantae, Streptophyta, Magnoliopsida, Caryophyllales, Amaranthaceae. Gene Ontology annotation, cellular component: nucleus. The record is from RefSeq and is a predicted model, not a curated record.